Molecule: messenger RNA, 335 nt
Organism: Drosophila bipectinata
Lineage: Eukaryota; Metazoa; Arthropoda; Insecta; Diptera; Drosophilidae
Source: RefSeq, a predicted model, not a curated record
AAGAUCAGUUUCUAAUAGCCUACGUCUCAAAAUGCAAGAAAUCUUCGCACGAAAAGUGGCCAUUUGUGCUGUUGUUAUUGUGAUUUUGGCCAGUAUUUCAGCUGAGGAAGUUGGCCAAAAUGGAGGAGUUUCUGACACAAAGUUACUAAGUUUUUGGGAGAAAAUUUUAAACGCUGUGAAGAACUACCCCUGGCAAUCUAAUAGUAUUGAGAAGGAAAGCCCUGAAACUGCUCACAAAAAAAGUGUUUUAUGGCAAAGACUUACAAUGGCUACGGUUCUUUAAAAGUUUUUAAUUCAUUCGUAAUCUUUUACUUUAUUGUUUUUAUAAAUUUAUU